CGACAAAUCCCAGCUUCACGUGAAUCUUUGCGCGGCUAUCCGAUAGAUUCGAUCAACCCAAACGCUUUGGGUGCUGCUGCUGCAGAGCUGGCCCAGAAUCCAUACUUCCUAAAUUCCCGUUCGAUUAGUCCGGCCACAUUAAGCGAAUUUGAAAAGCAAUCUACUUCAAAUCGAGCAACGCCAACACAAGAACAGGAGCCUGGAAUGAUUGCUCAAAAAGCAACGUUGAUAGCACAAAAAACACAAGUUUCACAAAUGAUUGAUCUAUUGCUGAAACGUGGGGCAGAUCCGAACUCGGCCAAUCAGCCUUUACCAUGUCUAUUCCUGCCCGUGCAGUUCGGAGAUGUCAGUAUGGUAGAACGUUUGCUCGGAUACGGUGCAGAUCCAAAUGCUUGUUUGAGAACCAAGGAAACAGUCCAGAAGAUACCUUUGACCUCGGUGAGUUGA
Molecule: messenger RNA, 447 nt
Organism: Echinostoma caproni
Lineage: Eukaryota; Metazoa; Platyhelminthes; Trematoda; Plagiorchiida; Echinostomatidae
Source: the annotation of a GenBank genome assembly